AUGGGAAGGCUGUCCGAGAUCUACCAGGGAGUGCGCGAGGACGCAAGUGACUGCUGGGCCUCGCUCUGUGGGUUCCGAUUCAUCCACCUAGUUGACCGACCCAGGAACUGCGGUGAGAGCCGCCGGAGAAACGGUGUGGAUGCGCCGGUAGUGCCUGAGGAAGGGGCUGGCCUUGACGGGCAGGGGCCUGAGUGGCAGCCGCUGGUAACGGUGCAGCCGCAGCCUGAACCGCGGCCGGAGUCGAGUAGCUUAUUGCAGGAUUUGCGGGUGCAGAAGUAG
This is a messenger RNA of Morchella importuna, 279 nucleotides long. RefSeq lists its product as uncharacterized. NCBI's taxonomy places the organism in Eukaryota, Fungi, Ascomycota, Pezizomycetes, Pezizales, Morchellaceae. The coding region runs from base 1 to 279 and encodes 92 amino acids. The record is from RefSeq and is a predicted model, not a curated record. The transcript has a single exon.